Molecule: messenger RNA, 2339 nt
Organism: Actinia tenebrosa (Australian red waratah sea anemone)
Lineage: Eukaryota; Metazoa; Cnidaria; Anthozoa; Actiniaria; Actiniidae
Biological process (GO): homophilic cell-cell adhesion; protein phosphorylation
Cellular component (GO): plasma membrane
Molecular function (GO): ATP binding; protein binding; protein tyrosine kinase activity
Source: RefSeq, a predicted model, not a curated record
AGCCGCCAUCAUUCAUACAAAAAUUACCAAAAUCAAAGACGGUUUCCGAAGGAGCACAGGUUAUAUUCACCUGUAAUGCUACUGGAUCMCCAGUCCCUUCAACCGUAUGGUACAAAGAUGGUCAAGAACUGGCAGGAAGGAACUCGAUGUACCAAAUCGCUAACGACAACAGAACAUUGACGAUAACGAAAGUCGACAGAGAUGAUCAAGGAAUCUACUCGUGUAGCGUUUCUAAUUCGAUUGAUCCUAGUUUAUCAUCGUCGGCCAAUCUUACUGUCAACUAUCCAUCAAAAAUAUUCUCAGAGUCACUUACUGAUAAAACAUCAAAUGAAGAAGACAGUAUGACCUUGACAUGCUACUUGGAAGGCAAACCAUUAUCUAAUGUAACCUGGUUCAAAGAGGGUCACGCAAUCAUACCUGCAAAUGACAACAGAAUAUCUGUCUCUCCACCWACCUCAGUCAGUAAUACCAGUGCUUCAAUUACUAUUACUGGAGUGAACCGUACUGACGAGGGCUACUAUUCCUGUCAGGCUGUAAAUGAUGUCGGUAAUGAUACCUCAUCUGGARCAUUGUUGACAGUCAACUAUCCUCCCAAGAUAUUGGUCCCCCCAACAAGCCAAACAGUAGUCGAGACAACCAGUCUAUCACUGAAGUGCUACUUGGAAGGGAAACCACUUUCUAAUGUAUCCUGGUUCAAAGAUGGUCACGCAAUCAUACCUGCGAAAGACAACAGAAUAUCUGUAUCUCCACCCACCUCAGUCACUAAUACCAGUGCUACGAUUACUGUUACUAACGUCAACCGUACUGACGAGAGCUACUAUUCCUGUCAGGGUGUGAAUGGUGUUGGCAAUGAUACCUCAUCUGGAACAUUGCUGACAGUCAACUAUCCUCCCAAGAUAUUGGUCCCCCCAACAAGCAAAACAGUAGUCGAGACAACCAGUCUAUCACUGAAGUGCUACUUGGAAGGGAAACCAGUAUCUAAUGUAAUCUGGUUCAAAGAUGGUCAGACAAUCAUACCUGCUAAUGGCAACAGAAUAUCUGUCUCUCCACCCACCUCAGUCAGUAAUAGCAGUGCUACGAUUACUAUUACUAAUGUGAGCCGUACUGACGAGGGCAGCUAUUUUUGUCAGGCGGUGAAUGGUGUUGGUAAUGAUUCGUCAGUUCAAGCAUCACUGACGGUAAACUAUCCUCCCAAGAUAUUGGUCCCUCCAACGACCCAAACAGUAGUCGAGACAAGCAGUCUNUCACUGAAGUGCUACUUGGAAGGCAAACCAGUAUCUAAUGUAAUCUGGUUCAAAGAUGGUCAGACAAUCAUACCUGCUAAUGACAACAGAAUAUCUGUMUCUYCACCCACCUCAGUCAGUAAUAGCAGUGCUACGAUUGCUAUUGCUAACGUGAACCGAACUGACGAGGGCAGCUAUUUUUGUCAGGCKGUGAAUGGUGUUGGUAAUGAURCUUCACUUCAAGCAUCACUCUCAGUCAACUGCAAGCCUCGAAUUACGAAGCCGUUAACCACCAACAAAACAGUCGUUGAAGGCAAAAAUGUUUCUUUCGUUUGCCAAUACGAUGGACGUCCUAAACCGAAAGUGAAGUGGCUCAAAGAUAAUAUUGAGAUAAAACCUCGUGAACAAGACUCAAGUCGACUGACCAUAUCAGGUGAUGGAAACACGAUGACUAUCAACAAAGCAAGCAAAUAUGAUGAAGGUCGMUACGAAUGUCGAGUAACAAAUGACUUGGGAUACGAUAUUUCUUACAAGCCAAAAAUCCUACAAUCCCCACCACAUUCAGUCAAAAAUGAAAAGGAAUCAGUAACACUKAGCUGURAAUUUGAAGGAAAGCCAUUUCCUUYGGUGACCUGGMUGRAGAAUGGCCAAGAAAUGGAUACAAAUUCAACUGGUAGAAUAUCAAGUACUGUGAGCCACACAAMACAAGACGAAUACAUUGGAACAGCCAAGCUUCAGAUAUCCAUGUUGAGACGAGAAGACCAAGGAAAUUUUUCAUGCUCUACUAAAAAUAAAAUCAAUUCGUCUUUAUCCAAAGAGGGAUUUUUGGAAAUUAGAUAUCCCCCGGUCAUCUUUUCAUCACCAAGUAACAUCACCAAAAAUGAAUCAGACCAAGUACAACUCUCUUGUACCAUGGAGGGGAACCCUAAGCCCACAGUUUCCUGGCAAAAGAAUGGUCAUAUCCUAGAUCCAAACGAAGACAAGAGAAUUAAACUCCAAACAAUAGGAAACGCCUCACUUUGGGAGUCCACGAUAACAAUARAGAGUGUAAAAGAUACAGACGAUGGUAGUUACUGCUGCGUGGCCACGAAUGCUGCAACCAAGAAGACAGUUUCU